AUGGCCAACCACCCCCCCAACCCACUGCGUGAUCUUCGAUAUGGGAUUGGGCAGCAGACGCCUACGUACCUGACGAAUGGAGUGACUGCAGCUACCGGUGUGGAUGGUGGUUUGCGGCAAGAUCUUCCUCCGACUGCGCAGAGUGUAACAGCGGAUCAAGGUGACCGUGAUCAAGUGUCACGUCAGAUUCCUCCGAGCGGUGGAACAGUGAUGUAUGAACCCUCUGGGACGAGGGAAGAAACCGGAUUUGUCCCUUCGUCGGCGAGCGUUUCCGGACUUGGGCGCGAUAGAGAGACGAUGAACGACGUCCUUCUUUUUCCAAGGUUUAUGCCGUCCCCGUUGCCAGGACAAUCACCGAUGUCAGGUCAGUCGUCUACCCCAGCGAGAGCGACAGCAUGGUUGUCGAAGAUUGGGGAUUACCUGCAGAAGACGGUGGAGGUGACCUCUCGGGCCAGUCAAGGAGCUGUGUUUCAAGCUUAUGGUGGACCGGGAGCUGUUCCAGAGGGGACAAGUGUCCCAUUGAUGACCGGGACAAUGACGGCUGGACCUAUGGCAGCUGUGGCCGAGCACCGGCCUCCUUCGUUGAGCGGCUCAGCCGGGAUCUCCCCGGAACUAGUGCAAGCCGAGGUGGCACGCCAGCUGGAAUCGGCGAUGGGAGAACUCCACGAACAGCUUCGUGCGGAAAAGAGGCGGACUGAUGAAGCUAUGCGAGAAGAGCAAGGUCUGCGGCGACAGCUGGAUGUGCAGGAGAUGAGAAUGGCUCUUGAGCAUGGUUGUCCUCAGGAAAUGCAGCCUCCACCGGGUCACAAUCUCCUGGUCCACGAGCUUUCUUCCAAGGCCUCUUUGGUAGGGGUGGCACAGGUCGUUCGGAUCGUCCCGGGGAUGAUGGGCGUCAGUCUCAAGGCGGAUCGUCCCGAAACCGUCAAACCUGGCAUCACUGAUCUUCCUCUGUUACCAGAAUAUGCUCCCACUACCGGCUCGAUUGACUUACUGAAUUGGCUGACGCAUAUUCAGCCGAUAAUGCAGGACCUGUCUGACACGAGCUAUGCCUGGUGGGAGGGAACGCUCCAAGAUGCCCUGAACUGGUACGCCAAGUAUAGCGGCGCUUCCCCACUAGAGAGAUUGCAGUUGAAACCAAUCUCCUCGCAGGCAUUGGGCCGUCCAGAAUGGGCCCGCGUCGAACGACGCGCCACUGCCAUGAUGCUUUCGGCAGUACCCCAAGCAGUACGUGAAGAAGUUAUUGCAAUGGGAAGUGUAACCUCGCUAGCUUUGCUGUGCAAGCUUUAUGCUGUGUAUCAACCAGGGAACUUACAGGAGAAGGCGCUUGUGUUGCAGCGCCUUGAAAGACCAGAUGAGUGCGAUACCGCCUUGCAGGCGGUGGAGGCGUUGAGAAAAUGGACGCUGUGGAGGCGGCGGGCGGCUUCGAUUGGCAUUGCGGAGCCGGACGCCUCGGUGUUGAUCCAAGGCUUGGACCGCAUCACGACAAAGGUUGUGAAGGCCAAUAGCGAGCUCAGCUUCAGAGUGAGUUUGAUCCGGAGUACGCUUCAGGUGGAUGUUUGCCCAAGCUCCCAAUCAGUGACGACGUUUCUUCAGCAUCUCCAGGCUGAAAUGGAGCAGCAAGCGAGGCUUGGAGCAGCCCUUCCCAGUACCGGAGGGCCAGCAGCUUUGAGGGCUUUGGGAACUUCGGAUCAAGCGAUGCAGCCUCCCUCGACUCCAACGUCUCCGAAUGCUCAGACACCUCCGAGGCCAAGCAAUGGGCUUUGCCGUUUCUUUCAAGGGGAAAAAGGAUGCCGGCGAGGCAACAAUUGCAGAUACCCUCACACCUGGAGUUUGUUGGAAAAGGGAGCGAGGUCGAAGAAAUGUUUGGCUUGCGGGUCAACGGCGCACAAAGUGAAGGAGUGUCGAGCUCCGGGUGGCGCGCUGGCCAAGGCGGCAACGAGAUCUACUACCACGGGUGCCGGUGAGACCGGUUCCACUUCGCCUACGGCUUCCUCCCCCGAUGCCCACCAACGGAAAGUUAAUUUUGAGGAUGAUGGUGUGAUCCAGACGAAGGUCCUCAAGAUGUUGUCUGAUGUUCAGGAGAUGCCACUGUUUAAGUCUGUUGCAGAACGAAUCCGAGAAUGGGGUUCCAGCGGUUUUCGGUGGACACCAAGGUCACGCAAGGCACUUUUGGAUUCGGGAUCCACCCAUGUGCUCAGGACCCCACGUACCCAGGAGGAGUGGAAUGAUGCUCGCGGUGUCACGGUGCAGUUGGCGGGUGACUCUACGGCGGAUAUGCGCCAAACGACUUCAGGUUCCCUCCUCACAGGGGACCAACUGGCUCAGGUGAUUGUGCCACUGGGUAAGGUGAUAACGACGCUGGGUUACAAGCUGUCUUGGACUUCGGAGGCUUGUGAGUUGAUUGGUCCUCAAGGUGAUGUUUUACCUCUGGAUGUGAAAAAUGGGUGUCCCGAGGUCAGCGAGAAGGUCGCUAACAAGCUCAUCCAGCAACUUGAGGAGCAGCAGGUUUCCCAGCUUGAUGACACCACUCAGUUGUCGGCCAAAGUCCUCACCCGUUUGAAGGCCAGCUGGUGGAGUGACAUGUGUGAGUAUGUCAAGGGAGGCAGCCGUGAGGCUGCGUUGUCUGCGAUUGACAAGGCUUUCUUCCUGGACUUCAAGGAUGAGUUGAAGGACCAGAUGGUUACUUCAGUUCCUAGGGUUGGCAUUUGGGAACUUAUGAAGCAGCUCCGGGUGAACAGAAGGUGCCGGAAAAGGUUGUUGAGGGCAGAUGCUUGGGUUUUGAGAUGGGACCCACCUGCAGUUGAGCGACAUCGAGAUAGCAUGAAGCACUUGUCCUACAUCGGGGAUAUGAUCUACGUCAACAUGAACGUGUUGUGGAUUGAGAAUGAGUUCACUGAUGUUUGGAAGGUGAUCCAGUGGGCGGUGUUGAAUGGCAAGAUCGGGACCAUUAUUGCACGAGAUGCCCUUCCCACUCACUUGGAUCAGUGCGUCGCCGGACCUCACAGAAGCAAGGUGCAUUUCUUGAACCUUCGUGGUGACAUGGUCAGGCUUCAUGUUGAAGAUUUAGACCGUGCUGUACGUUGGAAGGACCCCUUGCAGCAACAACAGGGUGCAUGUUGGCCCCCGUGGACGUGCUGUAAGGACGCUUUGGAGUAUAUGGACGAGAUGAAUCUCGUCGGGGUUUCAUCGGGCGGCUUUGAUGGAGGUCGCCAGCUGAGGCUGGCCAAGUUGAGCAGCGAUGCAGCUUGGAGGCUACAUGUAGCCCAAAACCACCAGCCCUUCCGGAGAGACUGCUCAGUUUGCGUGAGAAACAGCGCUACAGGGCACCAGCACCGGUCCACGAUGCAUCCUAUGGCCUACUGCUUGAGUGUUGAUGUCGUCGGGCCACUAAAGGGCUAUGGGCGCUCCCCUGACGGCAAGUUCUUCAAGUACUUUGUCAUCGGCGCGCUCAGGAUACCCAAAGUUGAAGGCGCUCAUGGGCAUGCUGAAGUUCGUGGCCAUCCUAUUCCCCCGUUUGAGGAGGAGGCCGAAGAGGAGUUGAUCCUUGAUGAUGAUGAAGGAGACCAUGGCGAUCUGGGUGAAGGUGCGGGGGCAAUUGCGGCCGAGGUGGAGGAUGAAGAAAAGAAGUGGGCGGAUCUAAAGACCACCUUUAAGGAACCUAUCGCAACAACCACCCUCUACUUUGCGGUUCCUGUGAACAACAAGAAGGCAGCCACAAUGCUCCCGGCAGUGCAGCGCAUCGUGACGGACAUCAAGGCCCUCGGCUUCCCCAUCACUCGGCUCCAUUCAGACCGCGGCGGUGAGUUCCGGGGAAACUUGGUGAGAAAGUGGGCGCUGAGCCAAGGUAUGUGGGCUACGACUACAUCGGGUUCGGAUUCAGCGGCCAAUGGUGUUGCGGAGUCGGGUGUGAGGUUUUUGAAAAGGCGAGCCAGGGUGUUACUUGAUGUUGCCGAGGUCGGCAAAGACAACUGGCCUACAGCGGUGCAGUAUGCGGCGGCCCAGCAAAGAAGUGAUCAGCUUGGCACCGUCCCCAUGAUGCCUGUCGCGUACGGGACCAAGGUCUAUGUGAAGACCAAGCCCUACAAGACUGGGGCGGUGGAGGACUUUGGCCCUCAUUGGACACGGGGCCGUUAUGUGGGGCCAUCUACUGACAUCCGUGGAGGACAUGUCAUCCUGAAGGAGACGGGAACCUUCAUUCAGACGACUCAUGUACGAGUGACUCGUGACCCACCCCCAUUGGAUGAAGUUGCAUCCGUGAUUGUGGAGCCCGAACCGAACGAGGACCCGCCGGAGGCUGAACCACCUUUACCACCACCCAGCGACCCACCGCCUAAGAGGAUGAGAUCAAAAGGACCUAUGGUCGCCAAGCUUGAUGGCGGCUUUGAGGACUACGAGUGGAUUCCCGGUGAUUUGUCUGAAGUUCACGCGUAUGUUGAGGAGGAGGAUCCACAGGUGAAGUACCUACGAGCAGAAGAGAUCAAGUACGUGGAGUCCGUCGCAAAACAGCUAUGUGAAGGUGAUCAUUAUGGGGAAUCCCAUGGAGCGCGCCUACUUGGUCUGUUUGCGGGAACCUGCGGUAACUUGCGUGUUCCUCGAGCGCCAGAAGGAGCUGGCCUUGUGAUGGGCGCCUACGUGCAUGGCGGUGCCUUUGGUAUCACUCGUUAUGGUCGUGACCUUCCGUGGACAGCUCGUUACUUCAACAACUACUUGAUGAAGAAGAUCAAGAAGAACUGGCCGGACAUGGAGUUUUCAUGGACUACGUUGGUGGUGCAGUCGGCUCAGGAGGUACCAAAGCACAAAGACAGCCACAACGAGAAGGGCACCUACAACUAUGUUAUUGAGCUCAAGACCGAAACGGCUGAAGGAUUGUGGGUGCAAAACUGUGGCUAUGAACGUCAGGUUGUUGGCGGCUCAGAGGCCAAGGACUAUGAUUUUGAGGAGCUCGAUGGCGAGCUUGUUGAGGGAUGUUUGGUGAACGUCAAAAAGAAGCCUGCGGUGUUUGAUCCGCGCGUUCCACAUGCUUAUGUGAAUGAGCCACGACCCAAGUGGUUCCUUACAGCCUACACUCCUCAGGGCGCCUACAAGUUGAAUAUGGUGGAUCAGACCUAG
Messenger RNA from Symbiodinium sp. CCMP2592, 5109 nucleotides. The record is from the annotation of a GenBank genome assembly. Lineage: Eukaryota; Dinophyceae; Suessiales; Symbiodiniaceae.